Messenger RNA from Psammomys obesus (fat sand rat), 2829 nucleotides. RefSeq names its product NCK adaptor protein 2 (gene Nck2). NCBI's taxonomy places the organism in Eukaryota, Metazoa, Chordata, Mammalia, Rodentia, Muridae. The transcript has 5 exons. Gene Ontology annotation, biological process: negative regulation of PERK-mediated unfolded protein response; positive regulation of endoplasmic reticulum stress-induced intrinsic apoptotic signaling pathway; negative regulation of endoplasmic reticulum stress-induced eIF2 alpha phosphorylation. Gene Ontology annotation, molecular function: protein binding. Bases 419 to 1561 code for a protein of 380 amino acids. The record is from RefSeq and is a predicted model, not a curated record.
GGCGGCGGCGGCGGCGGCGAGGAGGAGGGCUCGGCGGCGGGCAGGCUCCGGGGCUCCCGGGCCGGCGGGUUCCGCCGGGUCGCAUAGCGUCCGCUCGGCGGCGGGAGGAGGGAGCGGUGCAGACAAAGAGCGGCAUCUGGGCGGGCGCAGCGCGGCCGCCGCCCCGGGACCCGCGCCGUUGCCCUCUGGCCUCGGCGAGCGAUGUGCACUGAGAUCCCAUAGGUUCCUUUCCUGUAGUGUUAUCCUGGUUGGUUCCUGCUCAUCUGCUAAGAUCUGAGCUGACUCGAGAGCUUGGAGGAUCACUGCAGCUUUGUAACCUUCAAGGUGUCCUCAGCAAAAAUCCCUCAUCUUUUUGAAGAUUGCUACAUUUUGCCAGUCACCUCUUGUAGUUGUGUGCCAAAGAAGGACUCCAUGAAAGAUGACAGAAGAAGUCAUUGUCAUAGCCAAGUGGGACUAUACAGCCCAGCAGGACCAAGAGCUUGACAUCAGAAAGAACGAACGACUGUGGCUGCUGGAUGACUCUAAGACGUGGUGGCGGGUGAGGAAUGCCGCUAACAGGACGGGCUACGUGCCUUCCAACUAUGUGGAGCGCAAGAACAGCCUGAAGAAGGGCUCCCUGGUGAAGAACCUCAAGGACACACUAGGCCUCGGAAAGACACGCAGGAAGCCAAGUGCUCGGGAUGCAUCCCCAACGCCAAGCACUGAUGCAGAGUACCCUGCCAAUGGCAGCGGUGCUGACCGCAUCUAUGACCUCAACAUCCCAGCCUUCGUCAAGUUCGCCUACGUAGCAGAACGAGAGGAUGAGCUGACCCUGGUGAAGGGCUCCCGAGUCACAGUCAUGGAGAAAUGCAGCGAUGGUUGGUGGCGUGGCAGCUUCAAUGGGCAGAUUGGCUGGUUCCCCUCCAACUAUGUGCUGGAGGAGGCGGACGAGGCAGCAGCAGAGGCCCCCAGCUUCCUGAGCCUGCGCCGGGGUGCUGCGCUGAGUAACGGGCAAGGUGCACGGGUGCUGCACGUGGUGCAAACACUGUACCCCUUCAGCUCAGUCACUGAGGAGGAGCUUAGCUUCGAGAAGGGGGAGACCAUGGAGGUGAUUGAGAAGCCUGAGAACGAUCCCGAGUGGUGGAAAUGCAAAAAUGCCCGAGGCCAGGUGGGCCUAGUCCCCAAGAACUACGUGGUGGUCCUCAGUGACGGGCCUGCACUGCACCCCACGCACACUCCGCAGAUCAGCUACACCGGGCCCUCAGCCAGCGGACGGUUUGCUGGUCGUGAGUGGUAUUACGGCAACGUGACACGGCACCAGGCCGAGUGUGCGCUCAAUGAACGGGGCGUUGAGGGCGACUUCCUCAUUAGGGACAGCGAGUCCUCGCCCAGUGACUUCUCCGUGUCUCUCAAAGCAUCAGGGAGGAACAAGCACUUCAAGGUGCAGCUGGUGGACAGCGUCUACUGCAUUGGGCAGCGGCGGUUCCACAGCAUGGACGAGCUCGUGGAGCACUACAAGAAGGCCCCCAUCUUCACCAGCGAGCAUGGGGAGAAGCUCUACCUCGUCCGAGCCCUGCAGUGAAGCAGCCAUUGGCCUCCCAUGCCCUGCCCACUGUGGGCCUCGCUGCCACCUCCGCCUCCCAGAGUCCAGCGCUGCCGGCCACCUCCACCCAUGUGGCCUGGAUCACCUCUGUAGCCCAGUCAGUCCUUCUCAGCCCUGUUGGUCAACCAUAGCUACCCAGGCCCUCACAGCCAUGCCAUGGCUACCACCUUCCGGCUACCUUCAGGUGGUGAGGGUCAAAGGGAGCUAAGCUGCUCACUUUUUUCCUUUUUUAAUUGAAAACAGUUUGUUUAAAUCCUACACACACACACACACACACACACACACACACACACACACACGCACGCACGCACAGCAAAAGACUGGAGCUUAUUUGGAGGGCAGUGAGGCUAUAUGUAGUGAAUAUGUGACCUUAGCACACGCUCCGAGAGCUGUGUCCACGGGUAUUUGGUGCCUCCCAUCAGCUAUGCUGGUCCAGGCCAGCCUGUGUCCUGGGCCUGCUUUUUUGUUGUUGAUUUGUUUCAUUAUUGUUGUUGGUUUGUUUUUUUGUUUUUGGUUUUUUUUUUGUUUUGUUUUGUUUUGUUUGUUAUUGUUGUUUGGUUUGGGUUUUUGCUGCCUGGCUCCAGGCUCUGCAGGAGUCCAAGAAUGUGCGGAUAGCAAUACUGGAAACCCUGGGGAGGUAGUCGUGAGGGAACUGCCCAGUGCCUUUAAGGCUGUGCUUGCAAUAAAAGAGGGCUUUUGUGAGAGUCCUCUGCAAAAGAGGGAGCUGGCAACACAGAAAGAAACUCUGGUAAUGUACCCCUAGGUGUGCCAUCCACAUAGUGCUUUUUCCCUCUUGCCCUUCGGCUUGUUUGAAUUUCACAAUUAUGUAUUUAAUUCUCAAAGUAAUAUGUAUCUGUAGCUGUUUGUUGACACUAAUAACAUGAUUAAGAAAAACAGCUGAUCUCUUGGGAAGGGGAGCUACCAAUACUUUAUAUAUACAUUAUAUAUAUAUAUAUAUAUGUAUGUGUGUGUGUAUAUAUAUAUAUAUAUAUAUAUAUAUACACACACAUAUAUAUACUAUUUGCUUUACAGGGAAAUUUUUCAGGGUUUACAGAAUAUGUGAUUGGUAGUAACAGAAUGUUUAUGAGGAAAUUGCAUUUUUCUUUUUCUUUACAUUUGAACUUCUUUAUAGUUUGACUAUAGAGUCUUGAGAUGGCACAUUCCUACAAUUGAAGAAGGGGUCUUGAGAUCCCUUAAACUUGCAUACCCAGUUUUUUGAAUAUUGUAAUAAAAAAGUAUUAUGACAA